UUUGGCCUCUUCUCCCAGGUUAUUUUUGAGAGGACAAGAGGACACAGCCUUAAGCUGUGCCAGGGGAGGUUCAGGUUGGACAUUCACAGGAAUUUCUACACAGAAAGGGUGACUGGACACUGGAAGGGGCUGCCCUGGAGCACCGCUGGAGUCACCGCCCCUGGAGGUGUUUAAGGACUGGACACGGCCCUCAGUGCCAUGGUCUGGGUGACAAGGUGGUGCUGGGUCAUGGGCUGGACUCGCUGAUCUCAGAGCCCUUUCCCAACUCAGCUGAAGCUGUGAUUCUCUGCGGAGCUCGGAGCGCGGACAGUGACCGUGCGAGGCCGCGAGGCCGCGCUGCCUCCGCCCGCCCGCCGAUUGUCCGCCGGCGGCCGCCGUGGCGGGCGGGCCCGGCCCAGCCGGAAGCAGACGUGUGUUUCGGGAGGAACGGGAAGCGAUGGCGGCGGCCGAGGCCGAGUGGGAGCCGGCGGGGCUGCUGCCCGCCCCGGGGGGCGGCCUGGACUGGGAGGCUGUGCUGGGCGAGGAGCUGAGCGAGCUGCUGGGCGCCGCGGCCCCGAAGGACGAGCCCGACGAAAAUGAUCUCUAUAACUUUCAUUUUGAUUUGGAUUUGAUGUCUUGGGACUCGGACCUUUGGAAUAUUACAGGCCAUGCUUAUGCAGAUGCGAAUGUGAAGACAGAACCUUUAUCACCAGCCACUUCCAGCUGUUCGGUCCCUUCACCACCGUCUGUGGACUCUCCAGUGCAGAAUGUGCCUGAUGAAGUGGACUUCAGCUGUAGCUCCCAGAUGUCUCCCAUCUCUCUCUACAGCAAGAGCUGCAGAAGCCCUGCAUCCCCUGAAGGAGAUGGAGGGAAGAAGCCUGCUGUGAGCAUCUCUUCUCGAUCUGCAAAUAAUUCUGUGAAGAGCCUGAAGAAGUGUGGUCAGACAGUGUCCAGGCCUUUGAUACAACCCAAACCCCUUUUGCCUGCUGUGCCUGAAGCUCAGGCUAACAUUGGCAUCCCAGCUAAAACCAUCAUUAUUCAGACUCUUCCCACGCUUGUGCCACUGCCAAAGAAUCAGCCAGUUGUUAACAUCCAGCCAGCACCUCCUAAAGGUCCAUCUGUGGUGCUGCCCCAGCCUGCUGUGGUACAGCUCCAGGCUUCUGGGGUGCUUCCUGCCUCCCAACCAGUCAUUGCAGUCACUGGAGGGGCCCCAGCACUUCAGAACCACACGGUGAAGGCGUUGUCUCCAGCUGCUGGGAACACCUCCAGCAAUGGCAAAAUCCCGGUGGCAAAGCCCUUGCUCCAAAGCAGCUCCCCAGCCAUGGGGCUGGAUGUCAAUGUCUUGAGGCGGCAGCAGCGCAUGAUUAAAAACCGUGAGUCAGCCUUUCAGUCACGCAAGAAAAAGAAGGAAUACAUGUUGGGACUGGAGGCCAGGCUGGAGGCAGCCCUGCUGGAGAAUGAGAAACUCAAGAAAGAAAACAGCACGCUGAAGAGGCAGCUGGAUGAAGUGGUAUUAGAGAACCAGAAGCUCAAAGUAUCAUCUCCAAAGAGAAGGACGCUGUGUGUGAUGGUGAUACUGGUCUUUAUAAUGUUGAAUUAUGGUCCAUUGAGUGUAUUUGAAAAGGAUCCCAAUGGAGUAGAUUCCACUGUGAGUUCUAACCACCGAACCAGAAAUCUUCUGGAGUUCUCAGCUCACCAGGAGUCCAGCACAGCUCAGAAGAUACCUGAGGACAUAAUUUCUGAGAAGAGUAACAGGUAUGACCGUUCUGUAUCUGAUAACAAAGCACUAAUGAUAGUCUCAGAAGAACCACUGCUAUAUAUUUCACCACCACCACCCCCCUGCCGGCCUCUGAUCAACAGGACAGAGUCACUGAGGCUGACCCACGAGCUGAGAGGAUGGGUGCACAGGCACGAGGUGGAGCGCACGCGGUCCCGGCGGCUGAGCAACAGCCAGCAGCAGCGAGCACGAGUCCCGCAGAGCUCCCUCAGUGACAAAGCAGAUUCCCAGCUAAUGGCCAUGCCUUACACAGACACCAGUCUCAGCAGGAACUCAGGGAAUGAGCUGCAAGUGUAUUAUGCCUCUCCAAGGAGCUAUCAAGACUUCUUUGAAGCAAUUCACCGAAGGGAAGAUACGUUCUAUGUGGUGUCAUUCCGCAGAGACCACCUGCUACUGCCAGCCACCACACAUAACAAGACCAGGAGACCAAAAAUGUCUAUAGUGCUGCCAGCUGUAAACAUAAAUGAGAAUGUGAUCAAUGGGCAGGACUACGAGGUGAUGAUGCAGAUUGACUGCGAAGUGAUGGACACCAGGAUCCUCCACAUCAAAAGUUCAUCUGUCCCUCCAUACCUCCGAGAGCAGCGCAGAAAUCACACCGACACCUUCUACAGCUCGUCCCCCUCCGUCACAGAGAUGCCCCAUGCCCUGAGGGCCAUUGUCAAAUCCCUGCAGUAGCUCCUGUGACAGCACACAGGGGAACACCGGCAUGCAGCAGGUCCUGCCACCAGCCUGAGCCCCUUCUCUGGCAGCUCCUGGGGCUCCUGGCACAUGGGCACAGCAGGGACAGCCCCCUUUAGCCCAUUCCUGUGCCUGACCUUACCCAAUGGCUGCAUCCUGCCCGGGGAUAAUGCAGCUCAGCUGGCUCCUCGCCAGGGACAGUCCUGGGGGCCCCACACAACGUGGGGGACAUGGCCCAUCCCUGCUACUUAUGUGCUGUCCAGAAUUGUGGGUUGUUUUUCAUUUCUGUCCCUGUUAGGCUACCAGAGGUGGGCUGAUGAGCCAGAGACGAGGCAGCAGACACCCACACUUGGCAUGAGGCCGCUCUCCCUGCAGUGUGCUUGGGCAGCAGGAGGAAGUCCAGCUCCCAGCUUCAGGUGCUGUGCCUGACCAGACAGCCCCACUCCUCAUCAUUCCCUCCCAAAUCCUGCCUGUGCAGCCUCCCUCAGCAGAAAGCCCUGGGAUGCAGCAGUGUGGUGGAGCAGCCCAGCCCAGACCCUCAAGAGGGUGCUGGGACCCCGCACUCACCACUAAAGCACUGCCCUGGGGCUGGGCUGCACAGUGAGGCACUGCCCACCCCACACCUGCCUGGCUCUCCAGGAUCCUGCUGCUGCCUUCCCCAGCACACAUGGCUGCACGGCUGAAGGCUUGGCCCAAAGGAAGUGAUUUCAUGCAGCAGAUGCAUUUGUAAAGUUUGGGUUUUUUGAGUUUUGUUUUUUUUUUUCUUCCUGGUUUUUGUUUGCGUGGGUUUUUUGUGUGUGCUAUUUAAUACUUUUCACUGCUAACAACUGCCCGUGGAGCAGCACUGGCCUUGCUGGGGCAAAGGGGAUGCUUCAGUUCCGUGGGACAGAGCCCCAGCACCUUCUCCUGAAGCCACACACGUGUCACACACACUCAGCACCACGCACCCCUCUGCCUCACCAGCACAGAGAGCCACUCGCCGGGCAGCGGGGGAACGUUCCAUUUGCCCCAAACACUGGCUGCAGCGAUCUGCUGCCAUUCCAGAAUGGAGCUCUGUUCACUGCUCCUGUGUUUGUCAGCCGAGCCCCAGGCCAGAGCUGGGCCCAGGAGCUCCAGCACACUGGUGCUCAGCUGGGAUGAGCCGCCAGCAGAGCAUCAGCCUUGCAUAAUGAUUUCAGCAUGUUGUUAUGUUAUUUUUUCUCCCCUGUGCAGUUUGCAAAGAAGAUGAUGAGCUUCAGUUUGUCAACCAGCUACCUUUCCUUCAUGGUUUGAGCACUAACUGGCUCACAUGGAGUUUUUGAUUAUUAAUUAUUAUUAUAUUAUUGUUCAUGUAUGUGUGUGGCUGUUAGGAAAUACAGGUUGAUCCCGCAGCACGACAGACAGCUCCAGGGGCAGUGAGGAGGAGGAUGAGGAGCAGUGCACCCCUGUGAAGUAUGUGCCUUGCAACACCUUGGAGAAGCUGUGUCCUUUGCCACGUCCCCGGCACAGGCAGGCCCCGUCCUCGCGGCGCUCGCGCUGCUGGGAGGGAGCUGGGCUUGGCCGGGGUUUGGCUGCGCUGCUCGCACCACUUCAUUUUCCUGGCCUGGUCCCACCUGACUGUGGGCCAGCUCACAACUCACAAUAGUCAGAAAUAAAAACUCCAGCGGUGCCCCAGCCAGAGGCACAUGGCUCCCCCGCAGCCAUGGGUAGGGGCUGCUGGCUGCUCUGGGGGCAUUUGCUGCCAGGGAGCUGGGGAGGGGACUGGGGUGGUGGCUGGGCUUGCACAACCUUGGGAAGGGCUGCUGGUGGGGGCUGGGGGCUCAGGACUGCUGUGGCACCACAUCCUCCCCAGGCAGCACCCCUGGGCUCUGGUGGUAGAGAGCAUCUCUUAUCCUGUGUAAUUCUGUUCUCUGUGUCCCUACUACUGAAGGCAGUAAAAUCCUUCUUUUAUUUAUUAUUAA
Pyrgilauda ruficollis (rufous-necked snowfinch) is the source of this 4374-nucleotide messenger RNA. It is a transcript of the gene ATF6, whose product is annotated as activating transcription factor 6. Gene Ontology annotation, cellular component: nucleus. The coding region runs from base 437 to 2431 and encodes 664 amino acids. Gene Ontology annotation, biological process: endoplasmic reticulum unfolded protein response; regulation of transcription by RNA polymerase II. The record is from RefSeq and is a predicted model, not a curated record. The transcript is spliced from 16 exons. NCBI's taxonomy places the organism in Eukaryota, Metazoa, Chordata, Aves, Passeriformes, Passeridae. Gene Ontology annotation, molecular function: RNA polymerase II cis-regulatory region sequence-specific DNA binding; DNA-binding transcription factor activity, RNA polymerase II-specific.